Messenger RNA from Vollenhovia emeryi, 3688 nucleotides. RefSeq lists its product as uncharacterized. The coding region runs from base 239 to 3001 and encodes 920 amino acids. The transcript is spliced from 10 exons. The record is from RefSeq and is a predicted model, not a curated record. NCBI's taxonomy places the organism in Eukaryota, Metazoa, Arthropoda, Insecta, Hymenoptera, Formicidae.
GAGCAAAAACGGUUCCAUCAGCAAAAAGAGGAGGGAGAGAAAAGAUGAUUGAAAUAAAAUCUUAGUUGCCGAUGACUAUUCUUAUCUUUUCUGUAUUCCCAUUCACCUGUUAUUACACAUCAGUUCUUUCACCCACGCAACCUUUGCGCAGACUCUACUCUGCUCCGAUACUAUCACCCAUCCAUGAGGAACACCCCGUAGCGUCGUCGAAUCAGUAUAGCGGGGAGCGCUUAACGCGAUGCUACUAUGCAGUACAUUGUGUGGAGCGCUAACCGCGUCUUUCGGCACCGUCGUGCAGAUUACGAUCUUCUUACUGCAGAACUCCAAUAUCUCGAGAGUGCUCGCGUCCAUGCCACCGGGAGCCGAAGACGAAAUUAUUGUGAUCGAACAUCUGCCGGGACGGCGGGUGCAUCUUCAAGAUUUCUUUUGGACCGGCUUGGAAGACGCGCCGCCAUGGGUGGAUCCCAGUCAGGGUUUAACUUAUUACGAGACAAGGACGAUCGUUCACACUGUCACAGUUUAUACCCCGACCGACGAGAAGGGCCCGUCAGACCCCAUAUCCCCUCAUCGUCCAGAUAAUUACAAUCCAGAAUGCGUCACGUGCAUAGAACCGACGCCUAGGUUGGACGACGAUGACGAUCAGAGCAUCGGGAUCCUUAUCGGAGAUGACCCAGGCCCAAGGUACUGGCUGUUGACGGUUCUUCGACCAGGUGAAGCCGUACCACCCAAAGUCGAGCUUCGUUUAGCUCGCUUGUAUCGCGCCGCAUUUUCCAGACAGCAGCAACGACAUCUUGGUCUGCUAUCGACGGAUCCACGGUCCCGAAGAGACGCGUUGUUACGCAGUUUUAUUAACCGAAAGAACGCACAAGAACGUCUUGGAGCUUCGUCCCAAGCGAGAGUCCCGCGAGAAGAGAUUUCCGCAAAUACAACCGAAGCUCAACUAUCCGAAUUAACGGUUGGCACUGUCGAUAGUUCUUCGACUCGCGUAGAAACUGAAACGAGCGUUCCAAGCUUACUUGAUGACAAACACUCUUCGAACUUCUCGCAAAUCAAAUCCAUGAGAAUGAUUGAAAUCCCCAGGCCGAAAAAGAUGUUGCUGCCGACACUCGACACCGACGCAACGAACGAUUACGAAAAAUCAACAAAAGACGAUUUCGCACUGAAGAAGAUCAUGAAAACGUUGAGAGGAGAAGCAAAAUCGUUGUCCGCACAGAACGACGAAUCUAUAGCUGUCGAUUCAACGCGUCUCGGCCCCGGUACAAUCGACGAUUCCAGCAAACAAUCGCCACCAGAAUUGACGUCAAUUCCCUCCUCCGAUUCGAAAUUGAAUACUGACAACGUCUUCAGAAGUCGAUCUAACGAUACCGGAGAUACGAGUGUAAUACGCUCAAGAUUGCGUUUAGGGGAUGGCGCGAUUCCGGGGGUCGUGAAAGUUAGAAUGCAGAAUACGAGCGUUAUCGAGGGCGGUGCUAUGAGAUUGAUCUAUUCGGUUCAUCUCGACGGCAAGCCCGUUCCUGCUGAAACGGCCGCGAGAGAUAUGGCGCUUCUCUCGCCCCAGGAAGUCGCUCUGGAGCUCGGUGCACCGGUGAUUAUUCAAAGCGAACCUUAUCUGAAGGAGAGUAGACCUCUAGCUCUGUCGAGGAGGAGAGAUGCGUGGCUACUAAUUGGUGCCGCUAGCGCGGGUGUCGUUCUGCUGAUUCUUGUUCUCACUGGCUUGAUCUUGGCUGCCAAAAGAAAAAGGGCACACAGCGCCGUUGUUGCACCGCCAAAUAAAAGUAUUCUUAAGAAGGACCGUGAAUACGCAGCCGCGACGUCCGGCCUCGAUAACGCGGCGUUUUCAACGUCGGAAACGGAAAUCAAGACCGACGGUACCAGUCAGCGGCAAACUCCGCGGACUUUAUCCCGCACUCCGAUCACGCCCGACACGCCCGACAGUCUGGACUUGGGUAUUCACGAAGUUUCCAGCGACGACGACGACGAAGAACCGAGGAAAACCCGCAGAUCAGUCCCCUGGGGUACUCAAGAACACGCGAUUAAGAAAGCAAGAACGUCUCAUAGAAGAAUGACGAGAACAGACGCAAUGGACCGACCCGGAUCACCGGACUCGUUAACCGAUCAUAUAGAGACACUGGAGUCUUUGGAGAACGGUUACGUGAAACAUAAGGAAGAAUCUACCGCUUCGCCGCGAUCUUAUUUAUCAAUGCCAUCGUGCAAGCAAUUUCCUAGUAUGCGCAGCGUAGAACCACUGUCGAGAGUGUUGGAACCCGUCAUGGUCAGGCACUUAGACAUCGAUUCUCCCGAAUUAGUGCAUCACGACAGAGACGAUAUCGACGACACUUUCCUCGCGAGAACGUCGAGCGCCUCGAAGGACCCUGGAGCUGUAGGGCCGAUCGUUUGGAAUCUUAACAAGCAGGUGUUCUCCACAGAAGAUUCAACUACUCUAAAGGUAACGGUGCAUCCGAAACGGAUAUCGAUGGAGUGUACCGUCUACCAUCCGGACCCGUGGGCCGCGCCAGAAGGAGACUCCACGAGUUGCUCGAGGACUCCUUCAGUCUCUUCGGAAGCAGAGACGUCAAGAUCAAAGAGCGGCAACGGUCGCCGCAGCCGCCGAUCUCCGUUGCAAGCGCAGCGGAUACGCUCGCGGUAUUUUCGGAGGCCAGAGGCAAAUCCGACCACAUCAGGUACAUAUCCUUCUUCCUCUUCUUCUUCUAACAGCCCAGCAGCAACGCCAACGAUGGAAAUGAAGACACGACCUCGUACAUCGUUGCCACGUAAAGGUCUGAACGUGGAGGAUAUCCCAGAAACUGGCCAAACUGAAUCUGUUCAUUCUCGCGGUGCCUGGGGUUCAAGGCCACUCAGCGCGGGUCCGUUCCACAGACCGAACUUGCCGGAAGUGGACACCAGACGUAUAUUAGCGGAUAGCAGACUACCACCGGAAGAUCCCGCGGUACCUUUGAUCGCGUCAAUCAAAAAGGAACUUGAAAAAUUCUCGCCCCAGUAGAGCUCACUAACAAGUAAAAUAGAAUGCAAUAAUCAACUUAAAUGCUCACGAAGUGAUAUGUUAAAUCUUAAGUCUGAGGACGGUGUAAAUAUUCAAAUCAAAUCUUUUCCACAAAAUUUUGUAACUCGACGUCGAAGUUUUCCAUUAUAUAAACUGUAACGUAGCAAAAAGCAGAACAUUUUAGAUAUAUCAUAUUUACACGCAUAAAUAUUAUAAUAAGAGAUGAAAAAUAAAUCAUGUCAUAGUUUUGCUGUUACAAGUCGAAAUUGUGCCACUUUAACUUAUUAAUCAGUCACUGUAUAUAUCAUUACAUUGAACAUAAAAUGCAUUUGCGAACUUAAUACAGUACAAUCAUGGAUAGAAAGUUUGACUGAUUAAAGUGUAAAAAUAUUAUUAUGAACUCCUGUGACUGAUCUGUUCAACACACGUGGGAAUAUACCUGUAACUUAGAUCAAAUAUGUAAUAAACUUAUAUAAUAUGCAAGAUAAUCUAAAAAUAUAUCAUUACGUUGAACAUAGGAUGCAAACAAUUUGCAAACAUAAUGCAAUACAAUCAUGGAUAGAAAGUUUGGCUUGAAUAAUAAAUUGGUAUGAACUGCUGCGACUGAUCCAUCCAACAUAGGCAUAUAUCUAUAAUUCAGAUGAAAUGCACACACAAUAAACACUUGUAUAAUAUAUACGUAUAACC